Molecule: messenger RNA, 672 nt
Organism: Symbiodinium sp. CCMP2456
Lineage: Eukaryota; Dinophyceae; Suessiales; Symbiodiniaceae
Source: the annotation of a GenBank genome assembly
AUGGCGUGGCGCCUGCUCCUCGCCUUCUACCUGUUGGACCUCCACGAGCUGGGUGAGACGAUGCCAACGGAGGAUGCUCGACCACCCACCAGCGACCUCGACAAUGCCACGAACCCUUGGACAACACGCGGUUGGAACGAACAGGAAAUCGAGGAAGCAAGGGCCAGGACUUGGUCCUAUGACACGUGGACGCCCACCGCCAUGCCCUGGACGAGCCCGUCGGCUUGGGAUGAUCCGCAAGCAGAGAGCUCCGCGUCUUUGCCGCCAGCGCCUUCUACCUGGAGUGGACAAUCUAUUUGGGAUGACCCCGCGCUGGACCCGCCUGUCACGUCCGAGACGCCAACCUUGGUGGGGACAGCAUCCUGCUCCUCCGGGACACUCUCGGACCUCAGCAAGUACUUACGGGACCAGGGUGAUUUCGUCGAGUACAUCGUCAGCGGCCUUCCCGUGCUCUACCUGGACGUCUUCUCCGUCUAUGACAGCUGGCCCAUCGAGAGGUAUGCCUUGGACUCCAGGAAGAAGAAAUUGCGAGUUGGCAAGAUGCAGGACACGGUGAAGAGGCUGAUCCACAAAGCGACUGGCUGGAAGCACUACAAGAUGCACGUUCUCUUCGGGGAAAAGCACGGGAAGAACAAGGCCGACCUCCGCAUGGCAGAGACCCCUCGACGCUGA